AUGGGAAUGAAUUCAGCAAAGGUAAAAGAAAAUAUCUUGAUUACACAAAAAAUAAUAGAAAAACUUAGUAAAAUAAAAAAAGAAAACGUCUUUUAUAAUUGUAUUCCUUAUUAUGAUUUUAUUUACAAUAAAUAUAGAACUUACUUAUCAAUCGAAUCUUGUUUUAAAUUAUUUUAUUUACAAAACAAAUAUUUAUUUAUUCACAAAAAUUUAAUAUAUUAUAUAUGCAACAAAGCUAAUAAUACUUCAAUAUAUAGUAUAUUCAAAAUAAAAAAUGAAUUUAUAAUAGAUCAUAUAUAUAAUUGUAAUAUCUAUAAAUACAAAUGCAACUUCCAGACGGGCUAUUAUAAUUUUGUUCAUAACAUUUUAUUGAUUUCAUCGAUCCGAUUAUGUAGGCCAAUUAAUUUAGACUCGGAUUACAAUGUUGCGAAUGAAAAAAAAAAAAGAGAGGAGAAUAAAAAUAUAAAAUUAUAUAAUUUUCACAAAUAUUACAAUCCAAUUAACUACAUCAUAUCAUUUAACCACAAUAAUAAUAGUAGGGACAAUCACAGCGAAAAAUUACAAAAAUUAAAAUAUCUAAUAAAGCUGUAUAAAUGUUUUAGUACUAAUAGUAUACGACCAUUCAAUUUUUUAAAUAAAUAUCUUUAUUCUCUUUUUUCCUCGACGCAUUUAAACAUCUCUACAAAAAGUUUUUGUAUGCACAAUACAAUAAUUCAAAGGAAUACCAACUUAUCUUCCACCGAUGAAAUAAUUCGAAAACACAAUGGAAACAAAUAUGAAUAUAGUAACAAAUCUAAUAAGAAUGAUCAUAUUAAUGAUGCUAUAGAUAUGGAAUACAAUAUGUGCGAGCCAAUUUUAAAUAUACAAAAUAUUAGUAAGCUUUUGUUUUAUUUAUCAAAAUGUGAUGCAUAUUAUUAUUACGAUAUAUUUUUUAAUCAAUAUUAUUAUAACAUAUUUAUUCAUCUCCUUUCAUUGCAAAAAGAAAAAUAUAGUACUACCUAUACUUCAGAUAUAAACAUGAAUAAUAUAAUUUUAAAAAAAGAUGAAGAAAAUAUAUAUGACAACCUUAUCAUGAGUUUUAUAAUUUUUUUGUCUUCUUCUUAUCUCGUUAAAGAUAUUAAAAGAAAUAUAUCCUCUAUAGUUAAAAUGAUAUAUAUAUCUUCGAUGUUGCUAAAAUCGAUAUGUAAUUGCAGCUAUUAUAAAUAUUUUAAAUAUACAAAAAAUAUUACAAAAAGUAGUUAUGAGAAAAACAUAAUAAAUGUAAGCAAUAAUAAUUGUGAUGAGAAUAAUUUUAUUCUAAUAAAUUUCGAAAACCUGAACUAUUUAUUCAAUGUGUCUUAUUUUAAAAAAAUUUUACUUUUAACUUACAUCAUAAAUAACAUUAUUCCCGAUUUUGUCAAAAAUAUGAAAUAUAGUGAAACAGGAAUACAAAAAAAUUUAUUACAAUAUGUGUACAAACAAUUAAGGGGAAAAAAUAUAUCAAAUAAAUCUGCUGAUUUUGUUAAUACUAAUGAAUUCGACAUUUUUGAAGAAAAAAAUUUGAAUAUCUCAAAUAUAUCGAAUAAUAUAGAAAAAAAUAUAGAUAGAAAUAUGAAUAUGUUUAUAACAAAUUUGUUAAUAAAAAACACUUUUAAUAUGCUCGAUUGUAUUCCUCUCCAUGUUUUAAAAAUAAUUUAUCAUCAACUUUUUAUAUAUCCAAAGCAUAAUAAAAGUCAUAAAAUUAUUAACAAUAAAAAAUCUUUGUUAGAAAAGCAAAUUCUUUUUAUUGUUCAGGACAUUUUGAAAAAACAUACACACAAUUAUAUGUGUCUUCUUUAUGUAACAAAUUCUCAUACUUUCUUUUCAAUCGAUGCUCUCAUUGUAAAUAAGUAA
Messenger RNA from Plasmodium yoelii, 1872 nucleotides. RefSeq lists its product as uncharacterized. Bases 1 to 1872 code for a protein of 623 amino acids. Lineage: Eukaryota; Apicomplexa; Aconoidasida; Haemosporida; Plasmodiidae. The transcript has a single exon. The record is from RefSeq and is a predicted model, not a curated record.